UGUGUGCCACUCAUAUUUUCCCAAUCACACGUCUCUCCUCUUUCUCGACCACGUGUGGACCAUCGCGGCGGACGGAAGAGGUUCCCGGCAGCCUUCUUGUGGGACGGGGAGUGGCACUGGCUGGCCUUGUCUAUCUCCCUCUCCGGGCUGGAGGUGUUCGUCGACUGCCGACUGCUGGACAGAGUCCCCUGGAGGAACUACCCGGGCCUGGAGGUGUCCGUGGCAGGGAUCACGCUCCUGGGAGGGGCCACGCAGCCCCACCUCACUCCCUUUACCGGUACAAUACAGCAGAUCAUUUUUGUUUUGGGGGAUCCUUCUGCAGCCAAGUUCUACUGUGAGCAUUACAAUUCCACUUGUUUCCAAGAUUCAGACUCUCAGGAGGACACCUCUGGGUCUGCUGAGGAGGCAAUAGGCAGGACUGAGAGCCUCAUCUUUCCCAGUCUGGUCAGCUUCACAGGGAGGGAGAAAGUUGGCCACAGACAGAAGAAUCCAACAACCAAGUUUUCUCUGCUAAAAGCCAUUCACCAAAAGAAUGGUUGGAAAGCAUUUGACAACCCACCUGAAAAUAAGCCUUCCAACACAAGUAUGAUGUCCAGAUCCUCGACUAACUUAGUAACACAGCCAAAGAAUGCAACUAGCUUGAUGCCAAGUUCUCUAGGUCCCCAACCCCAGACCCCAAAUAACAGGAAAGGACAUUGGCAGAGUUCUCCCCUCAGAAACAGCUCAAUGGUUAAAGGGGCAGCGCAGGAGUCCGGCAUGACGAAGGAGCCGCCACUGCCAGCACCUAACAGGACCUCCGGAGGACAACCACCCAAGGGAACCGUUCCUUCAACCGUUCCUCAGAAACAGCCACACAAGACAAACCUGCAUCUGAAGGGCUUCAGCGGUGUCACAAAUACAACAUCCACGCCGUCAGUUGAAUUAAGAGUCUCACAAAACAGACCAAAUGUUAGCAAAGGCAAAGGUGAAACUGGGGCUGUGGAGUCUACCAUUCAUUCUCCCAAGGUAGAGAAAGCACAACCCGCUGAACCUACCAGGAUUCCUAGCUCUGACAAGUCGGUGAGAGCUGAGCCGUCAAAAGGCACCAAAUCAGUUACCAACCAGACAAACAAUGAAUCACCCAGAAAGGAGAAUCAUCCAUUAUUGCCUAAAACUCAAAGGACCUCCUCAGAGGGGAAUAGACCCCUGGAGAUUCUAGAACCUGCAAAGGCCAAUGAUUCAAUCACCACUGGACAGAUCAUACUCCCUCGCCCAUUAGCUGUAAACAACAGCUUUGUCCAAGUGAUAACAGAAUCAACGGGGCAGUCAGACUUAUCUAAGCCUGUGACUCUGAAACCUGAUGCUGCUGUUACGAAAGUCUCUCUGACAGACACUUUGGCUGCAGCCUCAAAUUUGCCGGAGUGGAAGCCAAAGGCAGAUGGCACCUCUGUGCCAGAGAGAGGCAUGUUUCAGAAGGAGCACGUCGAGACCGGUGAGCCCAGUGGUACACUCGGUUCCCCAGACAGCUGGAAACAAGCUGGCAAAGCCACGUCCGAGACAAAUAUGGAUGCAGAGGUGACCAUUCCACCCACGUUACAAACAGAAAAUGCCACAGCUGAACACAUAACUCAGGAGCCACCAAUAGAACGGCCUGAGGGGGCCGAGAGAGAGGGGCCCUUUAAAAGGGGUCAAACAGACACGGAAACCAAACCGGAAUCCAGCACAGUGUUGCCGAUCACAACCCAAGAGCCCAAAGCGCAGAGAGGGUGGCCAAAAUCAGGAAAAUUUCCCGACAAGAGGAAACCUGAGGUGGGUCCAUGCAGUCCAGCUGUGAAUGGUGUGCCAUUGCCAGCGCACUGUCCCCAACGCCCUGCCAGGAUACCAGCCCCUCAUCCACCGAGAGCCAACUCUCCCCACAAAAGCCAGCACAUCGGAAUGGGGCCAAGAGGGCAGAGGGGGCAUCAAGGCCAACCUGGUUUGCCAGGACCACGUGGACCCAAAGGCGAUAAAGGUUACGCAGGGCCAAUGGGUCGAACCGGACGCACUGGAUACAGGGGACCUAUUGGGCCUCCAGGGAUGCCUGCCAUAAUUGUAUGGAGAACCUCGGAGGAGGAGUGGAUCAUGUUCAAGAAAACGAAGUUUUAUAAAAAGCUUGUGUCGUCUUGGCCGAGACAGAAGGGCCCCCCAGGCCCCAUUGGCCCCCCUGGAGAUCCCGGGCCCUUGGGACCACCUGGGAUUCCUGGGAAGCAGGGAAGAAAAGGAGACACCGGAAAAAUCGGGAGGAUCGGGCCUGUAGGGAUGCCUGGUCCUCCGGGAAGACAUGGACAGGAAGGAACACCUGGGAAAGAUGCACCUGAUGGCCUACCUGGCCCACCUGGGGAAGAGGGGCCGCAGGGUUAUGGAGGAGAGCGAGGCACCAAGGGGGAGCUGGGUGAGUGGGGUUAUCAAGGUGAACCAGGGCCACAGGGGAACAGAGGAAGAAAAGGGGAGAAGGGGACUAAAGGAGAGAAGGGCUUCAUUGGCAUCACAGGGUACAAUGGGAUGCGUGGGCCCAGAGGACCAAUUGGAUUUCUCGGACCACGUGGGCCUCCUGGAGAGCCCGGCGGAUCAGGUUUCCCAGGAUCACCAGGACCGCCCGGACACAUGGGGCCUCGAGGGAUAAAGGGAGUCAUUGGAAUCAAUGGACCCCCAGGUCAGCCUGGUGAACCUGGCCUUAAGGGACCUCCUGGAAAACCUGGUGAGCCAGGUCCAGGUGGAAUGAUGGGAUUUCCAGGGGUUCGUGGACCACAGGGGAAACCAGGAUCAGAUGGGCCUCCAGGACCUAAAGGGGAUCCAGGAGAUCCAGGAAUUGAAGGAGCUAUUGGUGGGCCUGGCCUUCCUGGACCCAAUGGUGCAGAAGGAAAACCAGGAAAAUGUGGACCCUCAGGUGAUCCAGGACUCAAAGCUGAGAAGGGUGAGAAAGGUGACAUCGGCCCAAAAGGAGACAAAGGACCUACUGGUCCUACAGGAAGAAGAGGUUUCAAAGGCAGAGGGGGUUCGUCUGGUCUUCUUGGAGCAAUGGGACCAGUAGGCCUACCUGGAUUACCAGGUCCACCAGGGCAUGAUGGCAUCUUGGGAGACCAAGGUAAACAGGGAAAAGAUGGGACAAAGGGAGACAGAGGCCCCGCUGGCGGUGUAGGCAUUCCUGGCCCUCGGGGAGACAAGGGUCGUAUUGGCCUUAGUGGAUUUCCUGGGUUGCCGGGGCCGAUGGGCGAGAUGGGCAAAUCAGGAGAGGGAGGUCCUGAAGGAGAGCCCGGUAUUAAGGGAAGACCAGGAGUCCCAGGAGGCACUGGCAUAAAAGGACAUAAGGGACUUCAAGGUCUUUCUGGUAACCGUGGAGUUGAUGGAACCCAUGGACCACCUGGACCUAUAGGUCUGCCAGGACAAGAUGGAGACACUGGACCAUGGGGAGAAAAGGGAAUGAUGGGAAAGCCAGGUCUCCCUGGAAUUCAAGGUCCUGUUGGCCAAAAUGGGGAACCAGGAAUUAGGGGAGCUGUGGGUCCACCUGGAAGACCAGGGGUCAAGGGUCUAAGAGGAAAACCAGGGCCAGUUGGUCCACCUGGCCAUCCAGGGCCUAAGGGGGACAGAGGGAAGGAAGGUCAAAAGGGAAACCCUGGGAGUUCUGGGCUUCAAGGACCACCAGGAGCUAAAGGGUAUCCAGGACCUGCUGGUAUACAAGGGAAUAUAGGACCAUGGGGUGCGAUGGGCCUUCAAGGACCUACAGGUGAUGCUGGAUUUCCAGGAGCGGUUGGGCCUCCUGGUGUCACAGGCUACCCAGGUAAAGAUGGCCUCCCAGGACCUGUUGGAUCUCGAGGUGUAAAAGGCGAGAAGGGAUUGGCUGGACAGCUGGGUGGACAGGGAGCUGCUGGUGUCGAUGGUGAGGAGGGCCCAGCUGGCACAAGAGGGCCUAUAGGCUCACCUGGCCCAAAAGGCUCCAUAGGUGAGAAGGGAAAACCUGGGCUUGUUGGUGAAAGGGGCGUCAAGGGGGUCCAAGGAGAGCGAGGCAACCAGGGACCAUCUGGACCAAAAGGUCAACCAGGAAAGGAAGGAAAGAGUGGUUCUCCUGGGCAAAUAGGAAGACAAGGCCCUACAGGACAAAAGGGUCAGGCUGGACUCAGAGGUCGGUCAGGCCUGACAGGAAGCUACGGCCCUGGUGGAGACAUUGGACCAGGAGGGACUAAAGGAGAGAGAGGCCUAGCAGGUCUUAGGGGGGAACCUGGAAGACUUGGACCCCCAGGACCAGUUGGACCAAAGGGAAUAAUUGGUGCACUAGGAAAAGCAGGGCCUGCUGGGAGAACUGGCUCUCGAGGACUCAAGGGAGAUCCUGGGGAGAGAGGAAGUCCUGGGAUGCGUGGUCAUACUGGUCAGAUUGGCAUUAAUGGAAUCAAUGGAAAGAAAGGUGAACUUGGGACAAUAGGCAAAAUGGGGAAGGUAGGCCGCAGAGGUCUCACUGGCUCUGUAGGUGCGAGGGGUCGGCCAGGACCUGUUGGCCCACCUGGAGAAACAGGAAACAAAGGGAAGCGAGGGCCAAAGGGAAGUCCUGGAAGUGCAGGACUGAUGGGGAACAAAGGUGCUCAGGGAAAACCAGGUGGUCCUGGCCCAAAGGGAAAGAGAGGUGGUGUUGGAAGACGCGGAGAGCCAGGUGUUGGGGGACUGGAUGGACUGCUUGGUGUUCAAGGAAACCCAGGCGACCCAGGUCACAAUGGUUUCAGAGGAAUGCCGGGCAGGCCAGGUCAUGCUGGUAGAACCGGUCGUCCAGGAGUACCCGGAGAGAGUGGAUUAGCUGGCAAAACUGGAUCAAGGGGUGCACCAGGAUCCAGAGGAACCAAUGGUCCACCUGGCCCAGUUGGACCAAAGGGUUUUCCAGGGCUUCAAGGCCUUAAAGGAAGAAUGGGCCAGUCAGGAGAGAGGGGAGAGAAUGGUAUCAGAGGACUCACAGGACCAGAAGGACCACCAGGGAGGAAAGGGAAACAAGGUCAUCCUGGUCUCAAAGGCCGAAGUGGACCUAAAGGCAUACAGGGUGAUAUAGGCCCACGUGGUCCUCCUGGACCCAGGGGGUUUCCUGGUCUUCCAGGCCUGUUUGGGAUAAAGGGAAUAAAAGGGUUUCAAGGAAUGCCCGGAGCCAAAGGAGUGACAGGUCCCCAAGGACCUCCAGGGAAACCAGGCUCCCCUGGUGGCAGAACAUUGCAGCGCAUUCCAGGCCUCUACGAUAGAAGAGGAUCACAAAAUACAAUGGCAAGGAGGACCCAGCAUGACCAAGGGGAGCAGGAGGAGUUCAGCUGGCCCCUGGGCACUAAAGAGAACCCUGCAGCCACAUGCAAAGAGUUGGGCCUCAUGCAUCCCCACCUGGAGGAUGGAUUUUUCUACAUGGAUCCCAACCAGGGCUGCCCCUUCGAUGCCCUCCAUGUGUUUUGUAAUUUCACUGCUGGGGGACUGACCUGUCUGCAUCCAAACAAAUCUCAGAUCUCAGGAAAAUGGUCAUCAGACAUACAGAAAUCCAAAACCUCUGUCUAUUGGUUCAGCCAGCUCCAUGAUGGCUCUAGGUUUAAGUACACAGGUCUGGAUGUGGUCCAGCUGCGGUUUCUACGACUGCACAGCAACUCAGCAGUACAACAAGUAACAAUAGAAUGCAACAGUACUCACAACAGAACAACCAAUCAGAGACGUGCAAGUCAACGGGUUCUGCAUCUCCUUGGAGACUCCUUGAGAGAGAUCAGCGGAGCCCACGCCAAAGUGUCAAGAAAUGGUUGUGAGGUGGUGGUGCAGGUGAGGGUAGAGGGCAACAGUGAACUGCCCCGGGGCGAUAUGGAGCUCCUGCCCCUGAGGGAUCUGGGCAUAGAGAACAGGGGUGACCACUGGGAGAGAGAGAUCAGUGCCGCCCUGGGGCCGCUGUGCUUUUUAUAGCACAUUACUCCAGUGGCUGUCCUGAGGGACAUUGGCUCUCAUCAAUACCUAAGCUGCUCUUACACACAGAGGGGCCGCUUGGGUGAAUUCUCGAAAGAAAAAAAAAGCAAAGACACCAUUACAAAAGACUUGAACUUUAUUUGUUGUUAUAUUGUCAUUAUGAAAAUAGGGAUAAGUAAACCAGUUAUUGGGUUUUGUAGUGUUUACAGAUAAAAAUCAAAAGAUGCAUCACAAUGAUGUUUGUCAGCAUGUAUGUGCCAGGGUUGCUAACUAAGAUGGUUGUAUGUAUUUAUGCUAUAUGAUUGUAAUGUUACUGUAUUAAUUUAUACAAAUAUUAAUGGGUUAAAUGUUGAAAUGUAUAAUCUAUGAUUUUGCUAAAUAUUAAUUUACCAAUUGCUUGCAGAAUCUUAAAUGAUACAGCUUGUAAAAUUAUGGACUAAAUAAUCCUACUGCAAAUGUUCACAUUGGUUUCAGCUUUUAUUUGGUUGCAUGCAUUUGUGUGAUUGACUAAUCACAAGCAGUACUUCUGUAUAUUGCUGCUGCACUAUGUACAAAUAUGCAGACUUCCUUUUCUAAAUAAAGUAGG
Messenger RNA from Alosa alosa (allis shad), 6508 nucleotides. RefSeq names its product collagen alpha-1(I) chain. The transcript is spliced from 65 exons. Gene Ontology annotation, molecular function: extracellular matrix structural constituent. The record is from RefSeq and is a predicted model, not a curated record. Bases 586 to 5922 code for a protein of 1778 amino acids. NCBI's taxonomy places the organism in Eukaryota, Metazoa, Chordata, Actinopteri, Clupeiformes, Clupeidae.